This is a messenger RNA of Hydractinia symbiolongicarpus, 2590 nucleotides long. Its product is annotated as nose resistant to fluoxetine protein 6-like. Bases 80 to 2506 code for a protein of 808 amino acids. The record is from RefSeq and is a predicted model, not a curated record. Gene Ontology annotation, molecular function: acyltransferase activity, transferring groups other than amino-acyl groups. The transcript is spliced from 15 exons. Lineage: Eukaryota; Metazoa; Cnidaria; Hydrozoa; Anthoathecata; Hydractiniidae.
UGUUAUUGUUGUUGUGGUUGUUGUCGUUGCUAAAGUUUGUUAUUUUGACGUAUUUUUAUAAUCAACAGGUCAUAAAAUAAUGCUGCGUAAAAUUUUGUUUUGCCUUUUUUUGAUUUCGACAUACUGGAGUUCUUCAGUAAAUGCUCAAACAGAUCAAUCUUUCAAUGGCAUUUUUAAAAUGUUGGGUUUGGAAGAUAUGUUUAAAAAUCUUGGUAAUGGUACCUCUAUCAAAGAUUAUGAGAACGCAAUAAAAAGUAUUGAUUUCAAAAAGCUUCUUGAGACCAAAAAAGCAAAAGAUAUGAUUAAACAAAUGGGAAUCGAUCCAAACAUGGUGGAAACUUUAAUCUCUAACAUCAACAUGACCGCGUUGAUGAGCGGUAUCGAUGUUGAAAAAAUUAUCAAUGGUGUGCUUACUGGUAAUACAACGAAUGUGGUGAAACUUGUUUCGGAAAAUUUUGAUUUUUCUAAAAUCAUUCAGACUUUUGAUAUCACUAAUAUUUUGAAAACAAUGUUGGAACGCUAUGCAUUGGGUGUGUUUCCAAACGUAAGUAAAGGUUGUGAGGAACAGUACAAUCAAUUGAUGGCACCAUUUAGGAACGUAUCUAUGGAAGCUGCGUUACCACUAGCUUUAAUUUCACCUCUCGGGAAAUACAUAGAUUCAUGGGCCAAACUUCCACCGCGUAUCUUGCUUGGUAACUUAAAAUGGUUAGGUGCGUUUGAUGAGUGCAAAUCGAUCCCUAAUGCAAAGUACUGUCUCACCGGGAUAAAGCUGUUUAACUUGGACUUACUGCAAGGAAUGUAUGGCAGCUGCAUACCGAAUAAAUGCACUUUUGAGGAUUCGUUUAAAAUCAUGAAAAGUCUCGAUAAGCCAUUAUCAGGGAUGUUGCAAUUCACAUUUCCAUUGAUGUGUGAAAAGCCACUAGAGUAUAGUACUGGCUACUACUGUACAAUCGUUUUGUGCUCCAUUUUGUUGAUACUGUGUGCAGUUGGUACCGUAUUUGCACUGAUUUGUUUUCCUCUUCGACAAUCUACACGAAGAGACAAAGAAGGUGUCGCCUUAACAAAAUUUGAAUCAAAUGGCGAAACAAUCACAGAAAAUGCUGAAGAGGAGGACGAAAAAGCUGUAACUAAAACGCAGUCAGCAAAUUUCUUAACUGGUUUUCUGUCCUGUUUCGACUUGAUCAAGAACACAAGAACUGUCCUGUCUACAGACGUUCCAAAUGGCGCCAUUUCUUCUAUAAACGGAAUUCGCGCCAUUAGCAUGAUGUGGAUCAUACUAGGACAUACAUAUUACUACGGAUCAUUGAACGUAUUUGACAACAUGGGAUCCACUGCGUUAAUCUUCAACAGAUACAGCUUUUUACCCAUUGGGAAUGCAUACGUUUCAGUGGAUACGUUUUUCUUGUUGAGUGGAUUGUUGGUUGGAUAUCUUGCGUUGAGACGAAUGGACAAAGCUAAAGGAUGGAUGAAAAUAAACUUACCUAUGUUUUAUCUUCACAGAUUUAUUCGGUUGACUCCACCUUAUAUGUUUGUUAUUUUGCUUUGGAACAACAUCUUUCCAAUAAUGGUAACAGGACCACUUUCUGGAUUUGUACGACUAAAGGAGUUUAAAGAGCCUUGUAGAAAGUACUGGUGGACGAAUCUGUUGUAUAUAAAUAAUUUUUACCCAAAGAAAAUGUCGGAAGAGUGUCUUGGUUGGAGUUGGUACUUAGCGAAUGACAUGCAGUUUUAUGUAGCCGCUCCUUUCAUUCUCCUCCUAAUCCAUUUUUUUGAUCGUAAAUACGAAAACAGCAAGUUUCAAUACUUUGGAGCAUACAUCGUCACUAUUGUUGGUUGUCUACUUUGCUUUAUUGUCAACGCCUCUCUCUAUGGCGCAAAUGAUUAUCCAGCUCUUAUUUCAGCUGCAACCUAUCCGGGAAAUCCUAGGGGUGGUAAAAUUAGCGAGGCGCAAGACACGAUAUACAUCAAGCCAUAUACUCGCAUUGCCCCUUAUUUGAUUGGUCUAUUUUUGGGUUAUGUGCUGUCAAGAAAAAUAUUGAUAAAAUUUAAAUUUAAAAAGUUAAUCUACCUUGGUUGUUGGCUUGUGGCGUUCCUCGUGGCGUACGGUGUGAUCUAUGGCACUUAUGGUGUGUUUAAGAAAGAUGGCACCUUCUUGACUAAUGCUCAAAAUAUAAUGUAUGGCUCUCUGCAUCGCGUCGCAUUUGCUAUUUGUGUUGCUUGGGUGAUAUAUGCUUGCCAUAAUGGCGAAGGAAGGUUAAUCGACAAUUUUUUAUCUUGGCGUUUUUGGAUUCCAUUGAGCAGACUCACUUUUGGCGCGUAUUUGCUUCAUUCGCUCGUUAUCAUGUAUUAUUACGUCUGUCAAGAAAAUCCGUAUCAUUACCAAGACAACAUUAUGGUAUAUCAUUAUAUAUCGAUGGUUGUGCUGUCUUAUGCUAGUGCAUUUGUUCUAGCAGUCACUGUCGAGUAUCCAGUAAUGAAUCUUGAGAAACUCGUAUUCAAAAAUUAGAAAGUCAAUAGUUACACAGGAUGUCAUUAAAAUUAAUUUUGUAAUUUUAUUAAAUUCUUGUGAAUAUAACUAUUUUUAACUUUA